Sciurus carolinensis (gray squirrel) is the source of this 3582-nucleotide messenger RNA. It is a transcript of the gene Rtn4rl1, whose product is annotated as reticulon 4 receptor like 1. Gene Ontology annotation, molecular function: protein binding. The transcript has 2 exons. The record is from RefSeq and is a predicted model, not a curated record. Gene Ontology annotation, cellular component: plasma membrane. NCBI's taxonomy places the organism in Eukaryota, Metazoa, Chordata, Mammalia, Rodentia, Sciuridae. Bases 484 to 1821 code for a protein of 445 amino acids.
CGCCCCGCUCCGCGGAUCGCUCGGUCCUGCAAACGCGCGCCGGGCGCUUUCCGCGGAGCUCGGCUGUGCUUGCGAGCGCCCUUUUGCAGCAGCCGCCGCGGCUGCUGCCCGAGGGGGCGGAGAGGAAGGGGCCGAGGCUGACCGACUGGGGGGCGGCGUCCCCCAUCAAAACCGCCUGCAAAGUGUUCUGGGCGGCAGAAGCAGGCCGCCGGCUCCGGGGAGCAAGCUGCUCGCCUGAGGGCUGAGCGAGCGCUCUGGGCUGCCAAGCAGUGCCGCGGUUGCUGCCGGGCGCCGGUGCCCUGGGCGCGGGGCUUAGACUCACCAUGCCCCUUCGGGGCCGGGCCGCCGGGCACAAGCGGAUCCCCGGCUUGCCCCCGCCUCGACGCGCUCGGAUUAGCUGCAACUGGCGCCCAGGGAUUUGAAUCUGGACCCCAGGAGGGAGCGCUCCUAGGCCGACCUCUGAGUGGCGGCCCCGCGGCCAACAUGCUUCGAAAAGGGUGCUUUGUGGAAUUGCUGCUGCUCUUGCUGCUGGCUGGGGAGCUGCCCCUGGGCGGCGGCUGCCCUCGGGACUGUGUGUGUUACCCAGCACCCAUGACAGUUAGCUGCCAGGCACACAACUUUGCUGCCAUCCCCGAGGGCAUCCCCGAGGACAGUGAGCGCAUCUUCCUGCAGAACAACCGCAUCACCCUCCUCCAGCAGGGCCACUUCAGCCCUGCCAUGGUCACCCUGUGGAUCUACUCCAAUAACAUCACUUUCAUUGACCCCAACACCUUCGAGGGCUUUGUGCACCUGGAAGAGCUGGACCUUGGCGACAACCGGCAGCUGCGGACACUGGCACCCGAGACCUUCCAAGGCCUGGUAAAACUUCAUGCCCUCUACCUCUAUAAGUGUGGGCUUAGUGCCCUGCCAGCGGGCAUCUUUAGUGGCCUGCACAGCCUGCAGUACCUCUACCUGCAGGACAACCACAUCGAGUACCUCCAGGACGACAUCUUUGUGGACCUGGUCAACCUCAGCCACCUGUUUCUCCAUGGCAACAAGCUGUGGAGCCUGGGCCAGGACACCUUCCGGGGCCUGGUAAACUUGGACAGGCUGCUUCUGCACGAGAACCAGCUGCAGUGGGUCCACCACAGAGCUUUCCACGACCUCCGCAGGCUGACCACCCUCUUUCUUUUCAAUAACAGCCUCUCGGAGCUACAGGGUGACUGCCUGGCCCCCCUGGUGGCCCUGGAAUUCCUCCGCCUCAAUGGGAAUGCCUGGGACUGCGGCUGCAGGGCGCGCUCCUUAUGGGAAUGGCUGCGGCGGUUCCGAGGCUCCAGCUCCGCUGUCCCCUGUGCAUCCCCCGAGCUGCGACAAGGCCAGGACCUGAAGCUGCUGAGGGCUGAGGACUUCCGGAACUGCACAGGCCCAGCGUCCCCACACCAGAUCAAAUCACACACGCUCACCACCACUGACAGGGCUGCCCGCAAAGAGCACCACCCACCCCACGGCCCCACCAGGAAGGGCCACCCACACAGCCAUCUGCCUGGCUCCAGGUCAGGCUACAAGAAGUCAGGCAAGAACUGCACCAGCCACAGGAACCGCAACCAGAUCUCUAAAGUGGGCACUGGGAAACAGCCCCAUGAACUACAGGACUAUGCCCCUGACUACCAGCACAAGUUCAGCUUUGACAUCAUGCCCACAGCACGGCCCAAGAGGAAGGGCAAAUGUGCCCGUAGGACCCCCAUCCGUGCUCCCAGCGGGGUGCAGCAGGCCUCUUCAGGCAAUUUCCUGGGGGCCUCACUCCUGGCCUGGAUACUGGGGCUGGCGGUCACUCUCCGCUGACGACCCAAAGCACCAGCACCCAGCACUGCCACGUGUCUGCCAAGGAACAAAAUUUCUUUUCUUCUUUUCUUACAAGUGGAAGAUCUGCUGGGUUUCAGGAAAAGGCCGAUAGAGCCUUCAGCUGCUGUCUGGACCCUACUCGGUGGAUUAUAAACCCAAAGUGUACAGUCCUAGAUGGGAAGGGAUUAGCGCAUCUCACCCAGCUGUCCCAGCCAGCCCCUGCCGAGCAUCUACGGACAGCGUCCACUCCAGCAAGGCGGUAAAAGGCACGCAAAGUGAAUCUUUCAUUAGCAGUAAUGGGACAAGUGCCCCUCGUGGGAGCUGGGCUCUGUGGAAUCCUGAUCAUUUGGAGAGGUCUGAAGGGCCCUGCCAUUCCUGGAGGAGCAGGACUCAGAACAAACAAGUUUCUCCCAAGAGCUGACUGGGUCAACCAGCAGUCUGGGAGUACUGGUGCAGGUGGCAUCUUGGCCUUUGUCUGAGGUCACCUAGUCAAUCUGCCCUGAAUCCAAUCCUUUGCCACCUUCGGUCCCUCCCUUGGUGGGUAAUGCCUCUCAUUCCUGAUGUCUCAGGCAACCCUGGCAGACCCAGGCACAGCUGCUAGGGUCCAAGAACCAAUUACCAAAGGAAAGAUCAUCAGAGGCUGAAAUUUAGAACUUCAUCACAUGCAAUGAGAUUCUCACAGAAGGUGCAGUUUUAUACCUAUGUCCACUUAUAUAUAUAUACACACUCCACAUAUAUAUAUAUAUAUAUAUAUAUACGUAUAUAUAUACAAAUGCACAGGUCCCCUGCCCCACUCCGUUACCAAACUGUAAGUCUUAUCAUGUUUAUAAACUAUAUGGGAAACUAUAUCUGCUGAAGUAAGGAUUGCAAUGGUGAUUUCUAGCAAGAAAAAAGUUAUAGAAUUUUUGUCUAGAAUCCCAACCUGAUGUCAAUAGUCCCUAUGUAACCUGGGCUUGCCAGGACCUGGUGCAGGGUGUCAGUGGGAAGAGUUAGGGAGAAAGGGAGGCAGCAAGAAUCACUUCAGGGGACCAAUAUUCUUAGACAUUUAGAACAUCACCUUGUUUUUAUAUGCAACACAAACCUGUCUGGCACCCUGGAGCACCCAUCACCCCUGCUGUAGAAGCUGUGGGCGUCGGAGUGAGAAGCGGGAAGCAGCUUGUGGAUGUCAGGGAGCCAGGCACUGGGGACCAGGUAGACAGAGAAGGGGAAAGACAGGGCUUUGGAUUUAAGUCAGCAGACAAGGCAGCAUCCACAGUGUUAGUCCAACGGGUUGGACAGUGUCGUCAGCCCAGCGUUUUGCCAGCGAUGGUCUGGACAGGCCAGGGAGACUGAGCAGAAGCCCAGGCCAUCGGCAUGGCUCAGCUGCUGGAAUUUAACUUGAGGCUUUUGGGUGGGCAACCCAGCAAGGGCCCUGUGUAGUUUGGCAGGAGGGAAGCAUCAGGUGGCCUUGGCAGAAGGAGAAUGUUGAGGACAUUUCAGGAACCAUCUCAGGCACUUCUGCAUUAUGGAGGCCCCAUUCCUCCUGACCCUCCUGAGAUGCCCAGGCAGAGGUUAGAGGGCCAGACUCAGGGGUCAGGAGCAGGGACAGGCAGCAUGCAGGGAACCAAGCAUGCAAGCCCAGACAGGCAAGAGGGCCUGCUGGACAAGGGCCCAAGCAAGCACGGUCUAUUUUGCGCUUUGCACAAACCUGAAUUCCCCACCAGAAAGGAUGUGUGUGAGGAGGGAGAAACACUGAAUCCAAUUAAGAGAGAAAAAAAAUAA